This is a messenger RNA of Blepharisma stoltei, 631 nucleotides long. Lineage: Eukaryota; Ciliophora; Heterotrichea; Heterotrichida; Blepharismidae. The record is from the annotation of a GenBank genome assembly.
AUGAAAAAAGAAUCAAAUAAUUCAGGAGAUUAUAAUUCUCGAAAAGAUUGCCUAUUGACUCUUAAAAAAAUUGAUAAUAUGCUUUUAGCUAAGUGACCUUUUUUCUGCAGCACUCCAACUCCAAAGAGCUUUUUAUUAAAACGAAAAUAUAAGAAAAACGAGCUGAAUUAUAAUCAAAAUACUCUGCCGCUUACCAGCAAAAAUCCUUCUCCUAUCCGCUCGAGAAUUAACUGAUCGUUUCUUAACUCUUAUGAUCGAUCGCAAGAGAAAAUUGAGAGAAAUGUUACUCCAAAGCCAGCUAGCUUUGCUAGGAAACUACUUUUUGUGCCUAAAUCAAAUUUUUCAGAGCCUAUUCUCUAUGAAAUUAACCUAUUCUAAUUUUUUCAAUAAAUAAUUUCUGAAUAAUUUUAACCCAUUUUAGCAUAAAAUAUUUAAAAGUCUGGACGUUGGGUGCCAAACUUUUAGCCGACAAGGGAAUUAUACAAACGACUCAGUUAUAGAUAUAUCAUUCCCUGCAAACAGCCCAAAAUUAGAUAACGAAAUUCUAUUCCCUCCAAUAAGAAAAAUCGUGUUUAUAAAACGGAAAAUCAAAUCCAGUAACUUAGAUUUUGAUAAAGUUAAUGAUAAUUAG